UCCCAGGUAACAAGAAGCCAGACGAAGGAGCUGUCAGCCACUUACCAGACACUCGACUGGACGUCUUCAGAGCAGCGCUGUGAAAAGACUUGUCUUCUGCUAGAACUUAAACGCACAAAGACGAUCAUGAACCCCUGGAUUCUCCUGCUCAUCAUACUCGCCUAUGAGGUUAUGACAAUUCUGCCUGUCCUGGGAGGCUUAAAGUCCAGAUUUUCCUCUGAAAUAAAAGAAAUCGAGCAGUGCUGGGUGCAGCCUCCAUCAGAGUAUUGUGGGAAAAGGUGCGCUAAAGCACAGACCUGUUCGUAUCCAAAUCAUACAUGCUGCUGGACCUUCUGUGGAAACAUCUGCUUGGAUAAUGAAGAGCCCUUUAAAUCAAUGCUAAACUAGUGGCCCACCACUAGAGUGGACUGGAGGAUUAAUUGUGAUCUAAGAAGAGUGUUGCCCUGGUUCUCUGUUGGGACAUCCAUUUGCUUCAGCCGAGGACCUCUCUGCAUUCUCCUUGACCUCUACCCUAAGAAGGCUCAAGCUUUUGCCAAAUAAACAAAUGCAUCA
This is a messenger RNA of Tupaia belangeri chinensis (Chinese tree shrew), 552 nucleotides long. RefSeq names its product WAP four-disulfide core domain 9 (gene WFDC9). Bases 127 to 387 code for a protein of 86 amino acids. The transcript is spliced from 4 exons. The record is from RefSeq and is a predicted model, not a curated record. NCBI's taxonomy places the organism in Eukaryota, Metazoa, Chordata, Mammalia, Scandentia, Tupaiidae.